CGGCGGCUGCGGAGCACUGGCCCUGUCCUUCCAUCUGCCCAGAGAGGAGCAUCCGGAUCAAGGUGCUGGCCAUGUCCCAGCUGGUGGAAUGCGUCCCCAACUUUUCGGAGGGGAAGAACCAGGAGGUGAUCGACGCCAUCUCUGGAGCCAUCACACAGACCCCGGGCUGCGUGCUGCUGGAUGUGGGCGCAGGCCCUUCCACCAACCGCACCGUGUACACCUUCGUGGGGCCGCCGGAGUGCGUGGUGGAGGGGGCCCUCAACGCUGCCCGGGUAGCUUCCCGACUUAUCGACAUGAGCAGGCACCAAGGAGAGCACCCCCGCAUGGGGGCCCUAGACGUCUGCCCCUUCAUCCCCGUGAGGGGCGUCAGCAUGGACGAGUGUGUGCUCUGCGCCCAGGCCUUUGGCCAGAGGCUGGCAGAGGAGCUGGACGUGCCAGUUUACCUGUACGGCGAGGCGGCCAGGAUGGACAGUCGCCGGACCCUGCCGGCCAUCCGGGCCGGGGAGUACGAGGCCCUCCCUAAGAAGCUCCAGCAGGCCGACUGGGCGCCCGACUUUGGUCCCAGCUCCUUUGUCCCCAGUUGGGGGGCCACGGCCACGGGGGCGAGGAAGUUCCUCAUUGCUUUUAACAUCAACCUGCUCGGCACAAAGGAGCAAGCCCACCGCAUCGCGCUCAACCUGCGGGAGCAGGGCCGCGGGAAGGACCAGCAUUUCCAUACUGCUGGGAAACAGCGACUUCCGGAGUCCCAGGUGCCCUCAGGGGCCCCCCAUAUCCCUCCAGAUGCCUUGGGAGCCCCGACACCCCUACAAACCUUCAGGUGCCCCCAGGCCUUUCCCUCCACGUCUGCACAGCAGUGGUCACCCAGUCUGAGCGUCACUCCUGCGCAGAUGCCAGGACGUCUGAAGAAGGUUCAGGGCAUUGGCUGGUACCUGGAUGAGAAGAACCUGGCUCAGGUGUCCACCAAUCUUCUGGACUUUGAGGUCACGGCACUGCACACGGUCUACGAGGAGACCUGCCGAGAAGCACAGGAGCUGAGCCUCCCAGUGGUGGGCUCACAGCUGGUGGGCCUGGUGCCCCUGAAGGCUCUGCUGGAUGCGGCCGCCUUCUACUGCGAGAAGGAGAGCCUCUUCAUCCUGGAGGAGGAGCAGCGGAUCAGGCUGGUGGUGAGCCGGCUGGGCCUGGACUCCCUGUGCCCCUUCAGCCCUAAGGAGCGGAUCAUCGAGUACCUGGUCCCUGAGCGCGGGCCUGAGCGAGGCCUGGGCAGCAAGUCCCUGCGCGCCUUCGUGGGGGAGGUGGGUGCCCGCUCUGCGGCCCCCGGGGGCGGCUCGGUGGCGGCGGCCGCUGCGGCCAUGGGUGCGGCGCUGGGCUCCAUGGUGGGCCUCAUGACCUACGGGCGGCGCCAAUUCCAGUCCCUGGACACGACGAUGCGGCGCCUGAUCCCGCCCUUCCGCGAGGCUUCGGCCAAGCUAACCACGCUGGUGGAUGCCGACGCCGAGGCCUUCGCCGCCUACCUGGAAGCAAUGAGGCUGCCCAAGAACACACCUGAGGAAAAGGACAGGCGCACGGCGGCCCUACAGGAGGGUCUGAGGCGGGCAGUCUCUGUGCCGCUGACGCUGGCGGAGACGGUGGCCUCGCUAUGGCCGGCGCUGCAGGAACUGGCCUGGUGUGGGAACCUGGCCUGCCGGUCAGACCUCCAGGUGGCGGCCAAAGCCCUGGAGAUGGGCGUGUUUGGCGCAUAUUUCAACGUGCUCAUCAACCUGAGGGACAUCACAGACGAGGCAUUUAAGGACCAGAUCCACCAUCGUGUUUCCAGCCUCCUGCAGGAAGCCAAGACCCAGGCUGCACUGGUGCUGGACUGCUUGGAGACCCGGCAGGAGUGACGGUGCGGGAGGCCUCUCCGGGCUCUGUGGCCCCUCCCUCGCCCAUCCCCAGAGGGCAGAGCUGUGACCUCGGUGGGGGACACAGCUUGUUCGUGUGGGGCCCGGAGGAUGGGUGGGCAGGCAGCAGGGCAUCGCCUGGGAAUGGAGGCGCUGGCAGGGACAGAAGGCCCCUUAGUCCCAUGUGAUCUCCAGUAAAGUUUUGGCACCAAA
Molecule: messenger RNA, 2090 nt
Organism: Pan troglodytes (chimpanzee)
Lineage: Eukaryota; Metazoa; Chordata; Mammalia; Primates; Hominidae
Gene: FTCD
Product: formimidoyltransferase cyclodeaminase
Exons: 15
Coding region: 72-1880 (602 amino acids)
Molecular function (GO): transferase activity; folic acid binding
Source: RefSeq, a predicted model, not a curated record